This is a messenger RNA of Papaver somniferum (opium poppy), 1314 nucleotides long. Its product is annotated as epoxide hydrolase A-like. Bases 165 to 1052 code for a protein of 295 amino acids. The record is from RefSeq and is a predicted model, not a curated record. The transcript has 5 exons. Lineage: Eukaryota; Viridiplantae; Streptophyta; Magnoliopsida; Ranunculales; Papaveraceae. Gene Ontology annotation, molecular function: hydrolase activity.
CCAUUCCAAUGUAUAUAGAGCUCGUCGCCCUCUCUAAAGGAUAAACAAAAGUCUUUUACAAAAUAAUAAGUGCAGGAAAGAUUGUGUGAGAGAAUAUUACUAGUACAAAUAUUGCCAGUGUGUUAAUUACUCAUCUUUGUUUUCAGUAUCUAGUUUGAACAUCAAUGGAUCAGAUCCAGCACAAGUAUGUUGAUUCAAGGGGUCUCAAGCUUCACUUAGCCGAAAUCGGAACAGGUGAUUCAGUAGUAGUUUUCUUACAUGGAUUUUCUGAGAUUUGGUAUUCAUGGCGGCACCAGAUGAUCGCGGUAGCAAAAGCUGGAUACCGUGCAAUUGCUCCUGAUUUCAGAGGCUAUGGAUUAUCAGAAAUCCCCCAAGAACCUGAAAAGGCUUCCUUCGGUGACCUCAUCAAGGACCCUCUCAACAUCUUUGACUCCUUAUCCAUCUCCAAGGCUUUUAUUGUUGCGAAAGAUUUUGGAGCUCGACCAGGUUACCUGUUCGCAAUUCUACACCCAGAAAGAGUGAGAGGUGUUGUGGCAAUAGGUGUUCCAUUUCUACCUCCAGGUCCUUCACUUGCAUUUGCUGGUCAGCUUCCUGAGGGUUUCUACAUUCGCAGAUGGCAGAAACCAGGAAGGGCUGAAGCGGAUUUUGGACGCUUAGAAGUGAAGAAUGUUAUUCGAAACAUAUACAUUCUCUUUUCGAAGAGUGUGAUACCUAUAGCACCAGAAGAUAAAGAGAUCAUGGACUUGGUAGAUGAAUCUCAUCCACUCCCACCGUGGUUCAGUGAAGAAGAUCUCUCAGCUUAUGCUUCUCUGUAUGAAAAAUCUGGUUUCCGUACUGCAUUGCAAGUUCCAUAUAGGUCAAUUAAUGAGCAGUUUGGUAUAAACAAUCCAAAAGUUGGCGUUCCAGUGUUGGUGAUCAUGGGUGAGAAGGACUACAUUCUCAAGUUUCCAGGGAUGGAACAGUAUAUAUCUAGCGAAAAGGUGAAGGAGUAUGUUCCUGAUAUGGAACUCGUAUCUUUAUCAGAAGGAACCCAUUUUGCUCAGGAGGAAUGAGCUCCUCGUCAAAUUCUUCGGUAAGCACAACCAUGUGUGAUCCUGAUUCGUCUCCGAUCCAACAACUACUGUAGUAAGGUUAAUAAUUGAGAUGAUGGUACCAGAAAACUUGUAAUACUUGCCUAUAAUCUACCAAGUACUUGGGUAUGGCUCUAUUUAGUUUUGAUUGGUGUUGCAGGAUUUGGUUACAACAGCAGAAAGUAUGCAAUAAUAAUAAAAUCAAACAAAAUUAAAAGCACAAAGAAACCAGUUCAACACAAAA